This is a messenger RNA of Linum trigynum, 1071 nucleotides long. NCBI's taxonomy places the organism in Eukaryota, Viridiplantae, Streptophyta, Magnoliopsida, Malpighiales, Linaceae. The record is from the annotation of a GenBank genome assembly.
AUGGCCUGUGAUAGUCCAAGGGAGCCCUUGCUUUCAGGGUCAUCCAAUCCCAACCCUCGAAUGAGCUCAGUCGCAACUGCUCAAAAGAGAAGAGUACUGAGACGUGCUAGGAGCGCUCCUCAAGCGAGUUUGGCUCCACCAGCUCCAGCUGGCAAGGACAGUGAUCCGGUCCCAUUAGCAGAGUCCAUCUUCGGGAAGCUUCACCCUAGCAUCAAGCAAGUAGCUGUUUACUUGGCUAUCUACCUGGGCCUCGGCACUCUAUCCUUCUACUUUGUGAAAGAUGACUUCAUAGGGAAGAAGACGAACAAUCUUCUGGACGCCCUAUACUUCUGCGUCGUCACCAUGACCACCGUGGGAUAUGGAGACUUGGUCCCAAAUAGUUCCGCCGCAAAGCUGCUCGCCUGUCUGUUUGUCUUCACCGGGAUGGCUCUUGUUGCCUUGAUAAUGAGCAAGGCAGCCGAUUACUUGGCGGAGAAGCAAGAGAUCCUGCUACUGAAGGCGAUGCACCGAGACAUAAUCGGUCCAUCUGAAGUCCGUAAAGAAGCCGGGACCAAGAAGGCCAAGUACAAGUGCCUGCUGGCUGCAGGAAUCAUCGGAGUCCUCAUGGCGGUUGGAACCAUCUUCCUCCAUCGAGUCGAGCAUCUGGGACUCGUCGAUUCCUUCUACUGCGUCUGCUCCACCGUGACCACGCUGGGGUACGGUGACAAGAGCUUCUCCACGAGUGGUGGGCGCCUCUUUGCCGUGGUUUGGAUAAUUCUAAGCACCCUUGGGUUGGCUCAGCUGUUUUUCUACGUGGCGGAGGUGUUCACCGAGAGCAGGCAGAGGGAGUUGGUGAACUGGGUUCUUGCUCGAAAGAUGACCGCUGUGGACUUGGAGGCUGCUGAUAUCGACAGCGAUGGCCAUGUUGGGUGUGCGGAGUUUGUGCUGUACAAGCUGAAAGAGAUGGGGAAGAUCACCCAGGACGAUAUCAUGGUGGUGACGGAAGAGUUCGAGGGCCUUGAUGUCGACCAGUCGGGUUCGAUCACUGCGUGUGAUCUCGUUCUUGCUCAACCCACUGAAGCAAACAAAUGA